UUCUUGAGAGCUGCAUACUGGCCUUAUGCUAUGGCAACAUUUUUAUCAGCUGAUCGUUAACCGCUGAUUGAAAAAAGUCUAUUUACCAUUGUGCAAUUAAAAAUAAAUAAAUUAUGCUGCGACUCGAGGCAAAAACAUUUGUAAAACACAGCGUUUCAACAAAAUUAAUUGCAAAUCCAUUUGGGAAGCUGCCUACGUCAAACACGUUCUCUUUGGUUCAUCGAAAAUGGCAAUCGACUGGUGGGACUGGCACCGCUACCAUGCGGAUUGAUAGCAAGAAGAAAAUAACACCUCUUGGCUGGUUCCUCUUGCUUGUCCCAGUGUCUACAUUUGGUCUAGGGUGCUGGCAAGUGAAACGCAAAGCAUGGAAAGAGCAAUUAAUCAGGAACUUGGAGCUUCAAACCAAAAUGUCACCAGUACCACUACCCACAGACUUUAGCGAGGUGUCUGCUAUGGAGUAUCGGUUGGUUGCUGUGCGUGGAAAAUUUAUACAUAAUAAGGAACUUAUUAUGGGACCUCGUUCAUUCAUACGCCCGGAUGGAAGUGAAACCGCUGGAGGCUUAUUUUCACAACGUGAUAUCGGCAAUGGCUAUCUUGUGAUAACGCCGUUUAAACUGGCAGAUAGAGAUGAAGUAAUUUUGAUUAAUCGUGGUUGGGUGUCAAGAAAACAAGUCAAACCCGAAACACGAGCCCAAGGACAAAUAGAAACUGAAGUAGAGUUGACUGGCAUAGUGCGAAUGGGGGAAAGUCGUCCACAAUUUUCCCCCGACCACAAAGGAGGUGUUUUCCUCUACAGGGACUUACCGAAAAUGUGUGCAUUAACCGGAGCAGUACCAAUUAUAUUAGAUGCUACAUACGAGUCAUCUAUUCCAGGUGGACCCAUAGGUGGCCAGACACGUGUCACAAUGCGUAAUGAGCACUUGUCAUACCUGCUAACGUGGUUCAGUUUAUCAGCCAUUACCUCCUACCUUUGGUAUCGUCAAAUCUUUAGGAGGAUUCCAUAGUUAAAGUCACGAAAUUCAAAUGUUUUAUUAACAAAAGUAGAUUAUAUGCUUGAAGUACGCUUUUAUUUAAAAUAAAAAGACGACUUGUUUUUACGUACAUGUUUUUGUGAUUUCAUACAUAUUUGAACGAAUGUAAUCGUGUAAAGUUCGUAUAUACAAUGUGCUUGAAUAUUUGUUUAAAUGUAUGUUUUGUAAUUAGAAGUUUUAGUAAAUUGCAUUGACGUAUACAUAUGUAAGUACUAUUGGGAGG
Molecule: messenger RNA, 1254 nt
Organism: Rhagoletis zephyria (snowberry fruit fly)
Lineage: Eukaryota; Metazoa; Arthropoda; Insecta; Diptera; Tephritidae
Gene: Surf1
Product: surfeit locus protein 1
Biological process (GO): mitochondrial respiratory chain complex IV assembly
Cellular component (GO): mitochondrion; membrane
Source: RefSeq, a predicted model, not a curated record